CUGGUUAAUGUUUGAGCCUGCAGCGCACCGCCGCACCUGUCACCGCAAGCUGCCGCUCAUUUAGCUUCUGGGUGUGUCCCUGCUGGUCACGCUGCAGCCUGGUCGGUUACAGAUUGUCCAGCUCACGUCGGAGAUGGGGUUCUGGCUGGCGUUCCCCGUUCUCUUAUUUCUAAUCACCUUCGCUGGACAAUGGACAGUGUAUGGAUUGGCUCUGGCAUAUCACCAUGUGUGCCCACUUCACAACUGGAAGUACACCAAUUCCUGCCGCUUAAAUGUGACCCAGUCAUGCUGCACAAUACAACAUAUCCCCUUCAUAAGCACUUGUGGAAUGAAUGCUCCGGAGAAUUCCUUGUUCACUGCAACUUUAAAUGCUGGGUCAGCUUUAUUCAUCCUUUUCUGCAUCUUCCAUCAUGCACACAUGAUUGACAAAAACAACGACCAUCUGGCGCUGAGCAGAGUGGGGCUGGCUGUGGGCUGCACCUCGGCACUGGGAGCGUUUAUUGCUGGGAACUGCAAUCCUUCCUCUCUGAUGAUCCUGCAUUACUUGGGGGCCUCGCUGAACUUCGUGUGUGCCUGCCUCUACACGGCCAUACAGACAGUGCUCACCUACCGCUGCUACGUGACGGGGCUCGAGCACCUUCUCGCUCCCAUCAGGACGGUACUAACCAUCAACCAAAUCUUAUCCACCAUCAUCUAUAUCCUUUUCUUUGUGCAGCCCAGUCCCUAUUAUUUACACCUGUCUGCCAUUUUUGAGUGGGUUUUAGGCACAAAUAUGGAGCUGUUUGCUCUCACCUUUGCUGUGGAGUUUUACUUUUUUACAGAUUCUACGCUAUGGGUGCUCACCAAGAAGCAUGACGAGGAAAAGGCUCUCAUCUUAUCUUGAAAAGGACACAAGAGCUGCAUGUCCAGCUUACACUGGCCUCCUCCUUCAGGUCCUGCUCAAUUGUGAAGGAUGCUGCUGCCACAUUAAAUUUAUUGGCGACGUCGCCCCGUUCUAUGCACAAAAAGCACCUUUAGCUGUUUUCACCUGUUAACUCACUCACAACAAAUAUCAGAUACCAGCUCUAAUGUCCAACUCAAGUUCACAAGAACUGAAAUAAGCAGACUGACCAUAACUAAAAACUGGAAUUGUCACUGUGGUGGAAUGAAUUACGGAUCUUCUUCCUGGUUUCUUUAUUAUUAGUAUGGUGGCACGUAUAGAAUUUUAACUCUACAGUAUGCGACUAAAUCUCAGGGCACAAACUGUAUUUUUGUUCAUGUACUACAGCUGUAAAACAUGGAGAGACUUUUCUGCUGCUAAAGUGAACGUUAAGCAUUUUACAGUCUUUAAAUUCAUUUUGAUGUAAUACGUGUUCAUUCUGAGUAAAUUGUACUUUACGUCAAAUUGUCAUCUAGAUUCUUUUGAGGUAUUCACAAACUUAAUCAUUAAAUUAAC
This is a messenger RNA of Polypterus senegalus (gray bichir), 1435 nucleotides long. RefSeq lists its product as uncharacterized. The transcript is spliced from 7 exons. Gene Ontology annotation, biological process: protein localization to plasma membrane. The coding region runs from base 134 to 883 and encodes 249 amino acids. The record is from RefSeq and is a predicted model, not a curated record. Lineage: Eukaryota; Metazoa; Chordata; Cladistia; Polypteriformes; Polypteridae.